GCUAAUGUUCUAGAAGCAAAUCGAUAAUAUUGUUUAUUAUUUUGCAAGUAAAUAAUAAAUUGAUAAAAUAAAAAUAAUUUAUAUGUCAAGUAAUUACAUCGAAACAUUAAAUCAACGAAAUAAAGCAAAAGCGAGUAAGUGACAAGCUGAUAGAUGAACAGAAAUAAACAGAGCUUUGAAAAAAUUUAUAAAAUUAUUUUGCUUAAAAAUGUCGUCAUUUGACGAACAGACAAAUAGUGUCGUGAGUAGACUGUCUGAGCUGAGGAUGUCCAGCAAUAACAACAGCAAUGACAGCGAUGCUACUACUUCUUACUCGAGCAAUGACGACUCGGUCGCUGUUGCUAGUAGUGUUAGCGCGAAUGCUAAUCUCCUGUCAUCGCCUCAAAAUAUGCUGACUGCUAGUGUUUCUACAACUUUUUCCUGUAAUCGGAGAGCCGCUACCUUCGGAACCGAUGACGAAGAACCUUCGACGUCUUCUGCUAGUAGUGUCCUAGUUUCUCGAGAUGGAUUACCAAGUAAUUCAGUAAACACUCUCCACUUAGAAGCUCGUCCUCACAACGACCCACCAGCAGAAGUCCACCAAGUUCCAGCUCGCCAGCUAGCAUCCUCGCAACUUUACAACUGGCAAGGCAGCAAAACAACCAUGAAAGAAAGAUUUGCAUUUUUGUUCAACAAUGAAAUUUUAUCAGACGUGAGAUUUUUAGUGGGUCGAGUUGGACAGCAGCAAAGAAUUCCCGCCCACAAGCUGGUCCUUUCAUCAGGCAGCGCAGUAUUUGACGCAAUGUUCAACGGAACCCUCGCUACGGCCUCAGCAGAAAUAGAAGUACCGGACGUAGAGCCUGCAGCUUUUCUCGCGGUGUUAUUGUUCCUCUACACCGACGAAAUCCAGAUAGACCCCGACACAGUGAUGACUACUCUUUACACCGCUAAAAAAUACGCAGUUUCUCCGUUGGAAAAACACUGCGUUGAAUUUCUUCGCAGUCAUCUCACCCACGACAACGCAUUUUUAUUACUUACCCAAGCUAGGCUCUUUGAUGAACAGCAGCUGGCUGCUGUUUGCUUAGACACUAUCGACAAGUUCACCACCGACGCGCUCAAUGCUGAUGGAUUCACAGAUAUUGAUAUUGAUACCUUGAUGGUAGUUCUUGAAAGAGACACUUUAAGAGUCAGAGAGUCAAAAAUCUUCCAAGCUGUUGUCAGAUGGUCCGAAGCUGAGUGUGUUAGACAACAAUUGCCAGUGACUCCUGAAAAUCAGAGAUCUGUGCUAGGGAGAGCAUUGUCUUUGGUUCGGUUUCCGUUGAUGUCUGUUGAGGAAUUUGCUAUGGGACCAGCUCAAUGUGGAUUGCUGACUGACAGAGAGGUGGUUUCUUUAUUUUUAUACUUUACGGUUAACCCAAAACCAGCAGUUGGAUUUGAAGCUAUGCCAAGAUGUCGUAUGAUGGGAAAAGAAUUAACAGUCUGCAGGUUCCAGCAAACAGACAGUCGUUGGGGUUACAAUGGAACUAGUGAUCGCAUAAGAUUCAGCGUAGACAGACGAAUAUUCUUGGUAGGCUACGGUGUUUACGGAAGCGUUCAUGGACCUGCCGAAUACGAAGUAUUGAUAGAACUGACCCACACUGCGUCUGGAAAGACAAUAGCAACUAACUCCACGAGCUUCAGCUGCGAUGGAUCUAAUUAUACAUAUCGGCUGAUGUUCAAGGAACCCAUCGAAAUAAUAGCUAACACCAUUUACACCGCCUCAGCUACUUUCAAAGGUCCUGAUUCUCAUUAUGGAACCAAAGGGCUGAGAUGUGUUUCUGUAGAUUGCUUCAAUAGUGGUAAAAAUAUUAUUAAGUUUCAAUUUAGCUUCGCUGCCGGAAAUAACAAUGGAACUUCCAUCGAAGACGGCCAGAUUCCUGAAUUAAUUUUUUACACUUAAGUGUAUUCAUUAUUAUUAUUAUUAUUAUUGUUUAAUAAAUAAUUUAAGUU
This is a messenger RNA of Cotesia glomerata, 1968 nucleotides long. Its product is annotated as BTB/POZ domain-containing protein 1-like. Gene Ontology annotation, cellular component: cytosol; P-body. Bases 209 to 1918 code for a protein of 569 amino acids. Gene Ontology annotation, molecular function: protein binding. The record is from RefSeq and is a predicted model, not a curated record. Lineage: Eukaryota; Metazoa; Arthropoda; Insecta; Hymenoptera; Braconidae. Gene Ontology annotation, biological process: neurogenesis. The transcript is spliced from 6 exons.